Molecule: messenger RNA, 2849 nt
Organism: Anolis sagrei ordinatus
Lineage: Eukaryota; Metazoa; Chordata; Lepidosauria; Squamata; Anolidae
Gene: SACK1D
Product: family with sequence similarity 83 member D
Biological process (GO): protein localization to mitotic spindle; regulation of TOR signaling; regulation of ERK1 and ERK2 cascade
Cellular component (GO): mitotic spindle pole; cytosol
Molecular function (GO): protein kinase binding
Source: RefSeq, a predicted model, not a curated record
AGGUGAUGCAUUAGUCCCCGGGGAGCGUGUUUUGGGAAAGGAAGGAAGGCAGGAAGGGAAGGAGGGAGCGGGCGGGCGGAUGGCGAACCUGUCGCAGUGCCUGGAGGAUGCGCCUUUCCGGGGCUUCCGCUCCUGGGACCCGCGCCCCCCGCAGCCUUACAGCGAGGCGCAGCGCCUGGCGCUGGAGGAGCUGAUCGCGGGCGGGCGGGCGGCUUUCCAGGCUUUCCUGCGGAGGGAGAAGGUGCGCGCCUUCCUCUCCGAGGCCGAGGUCCAGGCCGUGCUGCGCGCCGCCCUCCCGCCGCCCCCCGGGGAGGACAGCCUGGGCGCGGAGGCGGCCCUCAACGCCUCCCUCGACUGCUCCUCGCUCACCUACUUCCCGCUCCAGUCCGACGUGGAGCCGCCCGUGCUCGAGCUGGGCUGGCCGGCCUUCGUCAGCGGCUCUUUCCGGGGACUCACCCGCGUGGAGAGCUACUUCCAGCCCAGCUUCGGGGAGACCAUCUACCCCUGCAAGGAGGCCGUGCGCAAGCAAAUCCGCUCGGCCAAAGAGGUGAUUGCUAUAGUCAUGGACACCUUCACGGACCUGGACAUCUUUGGCGAUCUCCAAGAAGCAUGUAGAAAAAGGCAGGUUCCAGUAUACAUUCUUCUGGAUCAAGCAUUCAUUCCUUACUUCUUGGCAAUGUGCAAAACCCUAGAAUUCCAUCCUGAACUGGAACAUCUGAUGAGAGUCCGAACGAUCACAGGAAACACUUACUAUGCAAGAUCAGGAGCCAAGAUAAUAGGGAGUGUCCAUGAGAAGUUCAUGUUGAUUGAUGGUGUAAGAGUGACUACAGGCUCCUACAGUUUCACAUGGACUGAUGGGAAGUUAAACAGCAGUAACCUGUUGCUACUUUCAGGUCAAGUAGUUGAACAUUUUGACUUGGAGUUCCGGAUCCUUUAUGCACAAUCAAAGCCCAUUGACUCAAAGCUACCAUUCAGCUGCAGGAGCAAUGGUUCCCCUGAGCAUCUAGCUAACAAAACAACACAUUGCAAAGACUUUACCGUGGGUAAUCUUCUGAGAGCUGAGUUUGCCAGACUCUCAAGUAGCCCACAAAAGCUCGAGCAAGAAUUGAAGCUAGCUAAGGAACGCCAAGGAGGAAGAUUCAUUGGUAAACGCCCACACCUUAAUGGGGAUGAAGAUUUGGACAAUACUACUGAAGCCUUAGCAAAACCUAAAGAGACGGUCAGUCAUUCAACUCAGACCGAACCAUUGGAAGAGAAGCCCAUGGCAUCACUCUCCAACUGUGCCACUCAAACCACUUAUUCAGUGGCAACUGCUACCACACAGACAACAACUCGUUCUAGAAUAGUGGGCACACAGACAGUUGUUCAGUUCAAAACUGCCACUACACAGACAAAUCAGAGGCAGGCUGUGGACCUGUCUGUGAAUCAUACUGUACCUGAUCAGAGGGUGCCUUCUAAAGAAGGAUCUCCAGUUUCUAGAAAGUCUACCUCUACUUCUUCUAGUGGGUGGUCAAUUUCUUCCCAGUCUUCUCAGUGCUCUAGGGCAAGUUCUACUGGUUCAUUGACAUCCCUGAGAUCCAUGGACUACACUGUCAACCACCAGGGAGACUACUUCCGCAAAAAAAAUGAGAGGGAAUUCCACUAUUCUGUCAUCCGGUCUAAACUUAAUCAUAUGGUUUCCAUACUCUCCAGGAGAGGAAACAUUGCUGGCAGCUACAUAGGCUACCGUCCAAUGACAUGCAACUUAAAAGAUAGGCAGGGUAUCAGCACGAGCCUAAUAAACCUCCGGGAUUUUGCACUGUAUACAUCGAAUGAUUGUUUCUGAGGAAUGGAAGCUCUGGUGCACGUACAAUAGGGUUGCCAGAAUAAAAACUGGAGAGGGCUAUUGUAACUUUAAGUAGUUGUGUAGAAGAGGGAAUUUUAGAGAGUGUCACUUGUCUCACAAUCUGCAAGCCAACUCUAGGUGAAAUUUCCUUUUUGACACAAUUGUUACAGGUGAAACUAUUCAUAUAUGCCAUGUGUAUUUUGUUUCUUCAAAAAAUUGCUUAUUUACAUCAAUCCACAAUUUUUCUAUGCUACUACCAAGCACUGGGUGGAAACCUUGAGUCCACAGACUCAGAAGUUUCUAUAUCCAGCUUACAAGAUCUCUCAGGGCUGCUACACCUUGACAUCUUCCCUGAAAUGCCCCAGCUUUAUUGUCGGGAAGACAACAGCUGUAGCACUCUUGUAUUUGAUCAGUGUUUUAACACUGGGAUUACUCCUCACUGGGCUCAUCUAUUUGGAAAGCAAGUUAAGUGAGGAGGAAAGUUCUCAGGGUUUACUGUAGUACAUAAAAAAUAAUAAUUUUGCAAGCUUGUGGUACGAUGACAGCCAUGAUAUGCAGAUACCUGUAUAAUUUUUCUCAGUUGCAUGUGUUUUUGUGUGUGCAUAAUCUGAAUUUUUGGCAGCUACUGGUGUGUUGUUGGAUUUUGUUUUUGUUUUGUUUUGUUUUUUUGCUUUUUAAAAAAUGUAUAAUCGUUAAUUUGUUCUGGUGCUUUUUUGUUUUUGUUUAAAUGGUACAGCAUCUUUGGUCAAUCCACAAAGACACUGAAUUUUUUAACCCCCAAGUGCCUAUCUUUAUAUAUGUGUAUGUAUCCAUAGGAAUACAUUUUAACUACUGAUAUGGGUUAAUAAGUAGCCGUGAAUGAAACACUGUCCAGUGUCCCUGUGGCUUUUUUAACAGCAAAAAUGUAUCUUAAUAUUCAAAAAUGGUGCACUUUCCCAUCUGAAUAGAGCUUUUUUUACCGUUUGCCACAGUUGUGUAUGUUGAUGACUAUAACUUUGAAAAUAAAAUAUUGCGGAAAGGUGUU